CAUGAAAGUUCGUCACACUGUGAUCUGCUUCUUCUUCCUCACACUGCAGGAUGGAAACACUGGUCUCAUCAAUGCAGAAAUCCUCAUAAAGGAGGGAGGAAACAUCACACGUGCAUGUUCCUUUAAACUCUCUGGAAGCAGGAAAAUCUUCUGUAGGAAUGAAUGUGAAGAACAAGACAUUCUCGUUGAAACAGCUGGUGACAGAGCUCAGAGCGGCAGAUACAGCAUUGAAUAUAAAGAAGGAUCUUUUCCAGUAUCUGACACACUUCUGUAUGUGAGCAUCACAAAUCUGACCAAGUCUGACUCAGGACGGUACAGAUGCAGUUUGGACAGAUAUUGGGCUCCAGAUUCAUAUGAGGAGUUUGACAUCAGAGUUGAAGAUGAUUCAACCACUUCUAAACCAAACUGGACUCCCAGACCUUUAUCAUCAUCGGUCCCAUCAGCCUCCACACUGACGACAACAAAGAGUUUAAGCUCCAGUUCAGGAAGCUCAAAACCUUCAUCAGCCUCUCCUGAAGCCACCAAGCAGACUCAUCAGGAACAUAGAACACCAGCUACAGGUCCAGGUGCGCUGCUGUAUGUGGGUCUGAUUCUGGUCGUCAUGAUCAUCAUAUUAUCAGUGGCUGUGCUGAUAUUCUGCAGGAAGAAAACCAGUAAACCCAAAGAACCUCCUGUGGAAAUGGAGUAUGCUAAUGUUGCAGAGCCUGACAGAGUAUAUGAAGAGAUCAGAAAUGAAGACACACAGAGCAGAUCUCCUCCUGUAGAAAUAUCUACAGUUUACACUUACACCAAACCAAAUGGAGUUGAGUAUGAAAACUACAGCUUUGUCGCUACAGCAAGUUCUCAGAAGAUAACCGAAGAUGACUCGAGUAACCUCCCCUACUCUCAAGUGGAUUUUUCCAACAGCACAGCUGCCUCGGUCAACAGCGCCCCCCGUGGCGAUGCAGAUAAAGUCGUCUACUCUGUGCCUCGGGUAGAAGCUAGCUUGGACGGCAGCCAUGCUGAAGACACUUCUCUUCUGUACUCUACUGCUACUUAACAUCAGCAGUAACUUCAUUUAUUCUCUCAGAAGCCAACAGGUGAACAUAAAACAGGUUAAAGCUUCAAGUUAGAUCUACUUCAAGAACAAAUUCAGCUUAUCUUAAAUACACUGAACAAAAUUAUAAAUGCAACACACCCAGACAUCAUGAGCUGAACUCAAAGAUCUAAGACUUUCUCUAUGUACACAUAAGGUUUAUUUCUCUCAAAUAUUGUUCGCAAAUCUGUCACAAUCUGUGUUAGUGAGCACUUCUCCUUUUCUGAAAUAAUCCGUACACUUCACAGGUGUGGCAAAUCAAGAUGCUGUUCAGACAGCAUGGAUAUUGCACAGGUGUGCCUCAGGCUGGCCACAAUAAAAGGUACAAGUUAGUGUUAAAUAUUUGAGCUAAAAUUCGGGCCAACAGUUUUCAUGGAGAACUAUUUUCUACCUCCCGUGUGACUACCGGCUGCUGUUAAAUUAUAGACUCACUGAAAGUUCAGCCCAGGGACGUGAGUGAACAGCCUCUAAUGUUAUGAUUAUGAAAAAUUAUGUGGUGAAAAAGGAAGUUCAGUCUAUACAGAGUGUGGAUGAAUGCCAAUAAGGGAGACGACCAUUUCUUCUUCAGGAUCACAGAUACAAACAAAAUCAAAGUGCUGCUCAGUACAAUCUCUUGAACAUUUCUUACUUACACAAUCUUUGCCACUGAUGGAAGCUUUAACGCGUGCAGUGAUGUCGUACAAAUGAUUUACCUCCUUCUGCACUGAUAGCCAGUUAGCGGUCACAGUAUGGAAAAAAAGUUCUGAAUGAAAACUGUUCACAGGUCUGAAAAUUUCAAUGAAUUAAUCCACGGUCAACAGUAAUGUUGUUGGUGACAAAUUGUCAGUCAGUUACUAAGUUUUAAAAUGGUUUUUGGUGUGAUUGAAAAAGUUGUCAACAUUUACAAAAAUGUAAAUAUGUUUUGUUUUUUUUAUGUUCACCAGUCAAGACAAUUUUAUAAGUUGUUAUUUAUUGCAU
This is a messenger RNA of Micropterus dolomieu (smallmouth bass), 2032 nucleotides long. RefSeq lists its product as uncharacterized. The transcript is spliced from 7 exons. Lineage: Eukaryota; Metazoa; Chordata; Actinopteri; Centrarchiformes; Centrarchidae. The coding region runs from base 2 to 1039 and encodes 345 amino acids. The record is from RefSeq and is a predicted model, not a curated record.